Molecule: messenger RNA, 2763 nt
Organism: Notothenia coriiceps (black rockcod)
Lineage: Eukaryota; Metazoa; Chordata; Actinopteri; Perciformes; Nototheniidae
Product: beta-galactosidase-1-like protein 2
Exons: 19
Coding region: 268-2271 (667 amino acids)
Biological process (GO): carbohydrate metabolic process
Molecular function (GO): beta-galactosidase activity
Source: RefSeq, a predicted model, not a curated record
CUGAUAUACAAUAUUGGUCACACACUCAUAGACUGCAACUAGUUACAUUAGAGUCCAUAACAGUAAACCAAGUGAACAUUUUAAUUGACCACGUUUCGUUUUUUUUUACUUUGAAUCCCGGAAGUAAUCUAACGUUACGACCCAGCGUUAUGUGAAUAUGGGGUGACUUUAUAAACGUUAUCACGUCAGGUUUGACAGGUUUUGUGAUGCAUUGAAUAACUCGUCGCCGACCGUUUUGGAAAGUGAAAUAUAUUCACUUUAAUUUGCAUGAACACAAGCAACGAACAGGGCGCAACUUUUACUGAAGUCGUGUUGUUAUUGUUGUCGAUGGAAAUCUUAUCAAUGGUUGGGAUUCGUCUGUCCCUAAAGCAAAGAUAUUUUCUCCUGCUGUGUGUUGCUGUCGGAGCGAUCCUUGCGUAUCGGCUUACAAGGAAUCGACCUGAGGUAGUAAGAAUGAAGCGUGCGGAGGGUCUGAGGGCCAACUCGUCUCAGUUCACUCUGGAGAGAAAACCCUUCCACAUCCUGGGGGGCUCCAUCCAUUACUUCCGUGUUCCCAGAGCCUACUGGGAGGACCGGCUGCUGAAGAUGAAGGCCUGUGGCCUCAAUACUCUGACAACGUAUGUGCCAUGGAAUAUGCACGAGCCUGAGCGAGGGGUGUUCAACUUUGAGGAUCAGUUGGAUUUGGAAGCUUACCUCCGUCUUGCAGCCAGCUUGGGCCUCUGGGUGAUUCUGCGUCCAGGGCCGUACAUCUGUGCAGAGUGGGAUUUAGGUGGCCUACCCAGUUGGCUACUACGAGAUAAAAACAUGAAACUGAGAACAACCUACCCAGGAUUCACUGAUGCCGUUAACUCCUUCUUUAAUCAUCUCAUUGAGAAAGUUGUUCCACAUCAGUACUCCAAGGGUGGCCCAAUUAUCGCAGUUCAAGUUGAGAAUGAGUAUGGCUCCUAUGCCAAGGAUGACAAAUACAUGCCUUUCAUCAAGGAGUCGUUGUUGUCAAGAGGCAUCUCAGAGCUGCUGCUGACCUCAGACAACAAGGAAGGACUAAAGCUUGGAGGAGUGAAAGGAGCACUAGAAACCAUCAAUUUCCAGAAGUUUAACCCAAAGGACAUCAAGUAUCUGGAUGAGAUACAACCUCACAAGCCGAAGAUGGUGAUGGAGUACUGGUCUGGCUGGUUCGAUCUUUGGGGGGACCUUCAUCAUGUCUACCCAGCUGAGGAUAUGCUUGCUGUUGUGUCAGAGCUUCUUGAGAGAGGUGUCUCCAUUAAUCUGUACAUGUUUCAUGGGGGAACCAGCUUUGGCUUCAUGAAUGGAGCGAUGGACUAUGGCACCUACAAACCUCAGAUCUCCAGUUAUGAUUACGACGCUCCGCUUUCUGAGGCUGGAGAUUGCACGCCAAAAUAUCAACUCUUGAGGACUUUAUUUAGCCAGUAUCACUCUAAGCCUCUUCCUGAAGUGCCGUCUCCUUGUGAGAGGAGAGUCUAUGACCCUGUUAGCAUCCAGCAGCACCUGUCACUGUGGGACAGCCUGCACUUCACCGACAAGCCUUUCAGGUCGGAGAAGCCGGUAAACAUGGAGAAUCUCCCUGUCAACAAUAACAAUGGUCAGUCAUAUGGGUACACACUGUAUGAAACCAUCAUCACCUGUGGAGGAACCCUCAACUCAAAGAACAACAUCAGAGAUAGAGCCCUGGUUUUUGUGGACAGACAAUGUGUUGGUACUUUGGACUACAAGACUCAUGAGCUGGCACUCCCUGAUGGAAAGGGAGAGAUGACUUUGAGCUUGCUUGUGGAGAACUGUGGAAGAGUGAAUUAUGGGAAAGCACUGGAUGAACAACGCAAAGGUAUUGUUGGAGACAUUCUGUUGAACCACACCCCUCUGAGAGGAUUUACCAUCUUCUGUUUAGACAUGAAGCCAUGUUUUAUGAAAAGACUAAUGAGUUCAGGUCAAUGGAAGUCUGAUGGCAAGUUGCCCUCCAUCCCAGGGUUUUUCCAGGCCAGACUGUAUGUGGAAGGUCCUCCAAAAGACACCUUCAUCAAACUCCAUGGUUGGGGUAAAGGAGCCGUGUUUGUCAAUGGGCAGAACCUUGGACGCCAUUGGUUCAUUGGACCCCAGCAUCACCUUUAUCUCCCGGGACCUUGGCUCAGAAGUGGAGAGAAUCAGAUUAUUGUUUUCGAGGAACAAAAAGCAGAUGACAAAAUAUUUUUUGCGGAAAAUCCUGAUCAUGGAAAGACAAUUGAUGUUUACAAACUCCCCUUUUGCACACUGCUGUAAAAAAUAAUGUACAGCAAAACACACACACACUUGGAUGCAGGGGACAGUUUAUUGAUAACUGCAGUUCUUGUCAUCAUUAAAAGCUAUUAGUUUACUAACCAUAAUGUUUUAAGUUACUAUUGUACACCAGUAGCUUAUGGUUAUGUGUUUUCUUCAUAUAUUUAGUGAGCUGUCACAUGCCAUUGAUCUGUUUCCUUAAAUUCAAGAAUUCAAUAAGGUCUCCUUUGUCUUGUUUUUGGACUUUGGUUUGAAUUUUGUUCUGAUUAGGAAAGAAAAAAUGUCUUUGACCUUUUUGACCCUUCAAAAGCAUUACAUGUCCUCACAAACCUCUCAUUGGACCAAAGGCUUGUCAUUCACAUGAGCGACGCUCCCUUACUCACCAAUGACAUCACACCAUGGGAAACAUUUCACCAGAAAGCCUAGUAACCGGAACACAAGUCUUCUAUGCUUUCACAAUAAAGAAUAAACAACUGUUAUCUUGGCCCGCUCUGA